Molecule: messenger RNA, 4119 nt
Organism: Chelmon rostratus (copperband butterflyfish)
Lineage: Eukaryota; Metazoa; Chordata; Actinopteri; Chaetodontiformes; Chaetodontidae
Product: transcription factor Sp3-like
Exons: 9
Coding region: 109-2103 (664 amino acids)
Biological process (GO): regulation of transcription by RNA polymerase II
Molecular function (GO): RNA polymerase II cis-regulatory region sequence-specific DNA binding; DNA-binding transcription factor activity, RNA polymerase II-specific
Source: RefSeq, a predicted model, not a curated record
AAAAAAUCGACCCGAAUUCACCGAUCAACACUAGCCCGCCUUUGAUAAAAUAAUCAUGUUUGGAGUUUAGUUGAUCAGAUAAUCCUCCCGGUUACUACCAUUCACGCUAUGACUGCGCCAGAGCAGCCUCUGAAACAAGGAGAAAUGGCGUCCGCGGACGUGGACAGCAGUCAAAGCGAGUUUCUGCAAGCCGGCGGCGCAGCGGAAACACAGACAACAGAUAUGUCAGCCAUUCAGUUGACGGGUUCAGACAGAUGGGAGGUGUUAACUCCCGUCUCAACUGGGAAGGAAGACCAGGGAGUCGUUCAUAUUCCAAACUCGGGGAUCGUCACAUCCAACGGGCAGUACGUGCUUCCUAUUGGGAGUCUUCCCAGCCAGCCCAUUUAUGUUACAGCAUCUGGGAAUGAGGCCACAGCCAAUGGAGUGUCAGGCAUUCAGUAUCAGGUCAUCCCCCAAAUACAAAAUGCAGAUGGGACUCUUGCAGGGUUCCAAACACAGGGGUUGGAUGAUGGCACAGGGCAGAUCCAGCUCCUGCAGGAUGGCAGCCAGGGCAGCAUCGGAAUCAGCUGCACCACGACGGCAGCGACAGACCUCCUGACGCAGGCGGGGCAAGUGCAGUCAAUCCAAGGCGUCCCGCUGGCUGGGGGGUCAGCAUACACCAGUACAGUACCUGUAGGGCUGCCCAGCAACAUAACAUUCGUCCCUAUAAACAGUUUGGAUCUGGAGUCUCUAGGGCUGACCGGAGCACAGACGGUCCCAAUUGCAACAGGGGUGACACCUGAAGGUCAACUGAUCAUGAGCGGUCAAACGCUGGAGAGUCAGAGUCAGGACGCUGGCGCCAAACAGCCGCUGGUGACGGUGAGCAACGCCGGCGGCAACCCAGAACUCUACGUGCCAACCACCACAACCACCUCCUCCAACUCCUCCCAUCUUCCCGAGACCAUCGACGGCACUGGGGUUCUGACCCAAGCAACUGCUGUGUCUGCUGGUGUGUCUGACCCCUCCUCCUCAGCCAGCUUCAACUCCCACAACCACCUGCAGCAAAUCCAGGUCUCAUCCUCCAAUGCCACCACUAUCUCACAGCCCAUUCUGCAGCUGUCUGGGGACAGUCAGGCCCAGGUGGCCCAGGUGGCUCAGGGUCAGGACCUGAAUGCAGCAGCAGGUCAGACUCUACAGAGUGUGCAGCUGGUCAACCCGGGGACCUUCCUCAUCCAGGCCCAAACCGUCACCGCUACUGGACAGAUCCAGUGGCAGACCUUCCAGGUUCAAGGUGUCCAGUCACUCCAGGGGCUCCAGUUGCCCCAGGGGCAGGGGCAGGCCCAGCAGCUGACCUUAGCACCUGUCCAGACCCUCCCUCUGAGCCAGACAGGCCAGGUCAGCCUGCCCAACCUCCAGACAGUCACGGUGAACUCUGUAACACAAUCUGGAGUCCAGUACACACAAGGGGAGGAUGCAAACAGUCCAGCUGGUAUCCAGAUAAAGGAAGAGCCAGACUCUGAGGAGUGGCAGCUGAGCGGGGACUCCACGCUGAACCCCAGCGACCUGAACAACCUGCGUGUUCAGAUGGGAGACGAGGACAUGGAGACGCCGAGCGGGGAGGGCAAGAGGCUCCGCAGAGUAGCCUGCACCUGCCCCAACUGCAAAGAGUCAGGAGGAAGAGGUUCAGGCAUGGGGAAGAAGAAGCAGCACAUCUGCCACAUCGCCGGCUGCGGGAAAGUUUACGGGAAGACGUCUCAUCUCCGAGCUCACCUGCGCUGGCACAGCGGGGAGAGGCCCUUCGUCUGCAACUGGAUGUUCUGCGGGAAGAGGUUCACCAGGAGCGACGAGCUGCAAAGACACAGGAGGACACACACAGGAGAGAAGAAGUUUGUGUGCACAGAGUGCUCCAAGAGGUUCAUGCGGAGCGACCACCUGGCCAAGCACAUAAAGACUCACCAGAAUAAAAAAGGCGUUCCCUCCACGUCCCCGCCCACCACUGACGCCGUCAUCACCACCGACGGAACCACGCUCAUCCUCCAGACCGCCACCACCCACGACCUCGUAGGCAAUCAGGAGAUCCCUUUACAGCUGGUCACGGUGGCGCCCGGUGAGGUCAUGGAAUGAGGGGGUGAAUGGGGUGAGGUGGUUUUUAUAGAACUGGCCUAUCACAGGGACCUCUUGGGCUUUUCUCUUUCCCUCUUACCUUUUUUUUUGUUUGUUUGUUUUUUACAUAUGAAUAUAUACGUAAAUAUAUAUGACAAAUAUAUAUAUUUUAAGUAAGAGUUAUCAUGACUUUAUGUUUGUUUUUUGCAGUCUUUUUAUAGGCGGGCAAAAAAAAAAACAUUAAAAUGUGGUCGCUUUGUACACGCGUAGACACACAUACACACCAACACACACACACACACACACACACAAGAAAACACGUAUUAACACUCAACACACAACAUGAAUACUCAACACAAUGAAAUGCCUUAUUUUGUAUCAUACUCUUGUAUAAAAUGCUGGAGGUGCAUGUGUUUUUUAAGCUUUGCAGAUGAUGUAACUGUAACGGAGAUAAAUGUGUUUGUGAAACGGCGAUGAUGAGGAGGAAGAGGAGGCGUUUGUGAAAGACAGAAAAGGAAGUAGUGAACCCUUAUUGGCACGAGCGUUCCGACAGAAUCGAGCGGCCUGUUUGAAGCAGCGCGGCAUCCGCGCCGAACUGUUGCGCCGCCCCCGCUGCCAUGAAUGAACACUUUUGUUUUUAAAGGAAGAGUUCAGCAAUUAGGGAAACGCGCUCAUUCACUGUCUUGCCAAGAGUUGGAUGAGAAGUGAUCACACUCUGUUUGUAUAAUAAAUAUGAAGCUGCUGGUUCGUAGUUGGGCUGGGAGUCAAACCAGUGGAGACUCCAGGAAGUUGCUGCACCCACCCAAAAAAUAGUCCAGCACCUAAACCUGCGUAAACCACUUCUACAGUUCAGAUUUUCAAAGUAAAAGUCAACAUGUGAACUAAUGAGCUUUAUAGGUUGCUGGUCGGUGGAUUUUGUUGCAUUUGGACAAAGCCAGGCUAGCUGUUUCCACCUGUUUUCAGUGUUUAUGCUAAGCUAAGGCUGCUAGCGAUAUCUUCAUGCUUAGCAUACAGUCAUGUGAGCGGCAUCACUGUUCUCAUCCAGCUCUGGGCAAGAAAGAAGAUCAGCGGAUUUGCCGAAUGUCGGAACUUUUCCAAACCCGCAGCUGUCGCCCAAUCAUUGAUAGCCAACAGGACCGCGACGCUCUCGUCGUGCUGUGGUGCUUCGAGCAGAGCGGGAGGUUCGGCUGAUGGUCAGAGUAGGACCACGGCGCUGCUGUUAACUGAUCCGAGUUUGGUGUUCUCCGCCUCAAUGCGGGAAAAAUAGAUGCAAGCUGCUCUGAAAAACGGGCGACUUCUUCCAGCGUCUGGUCAGCCUGAACAGAAUGUCUCACCUGUCCUCACGAGCACACCGUCCGCUGUGCUUGUCCACGUCAAAACACUUUUUAACAUUUUUUUUUUCUUUCUUUUUUCAUAUUUUUGUUGUAAAUUCACAGUGUAUUUCUGUUUUCUGUGUCUCUUUGCCGAUCUGGGCGUCGUCUAAAUCGAAGCCACACGGCGAUCAUAGAUUUUAAAGUGUAGAGUGGUUACCUCUGAAUUCCUGCAGGGCUCUUCAUUGUCAUUGUCAGAUGCACAUGGAUACAGGAGGAGAACACGCACCAAUUUUUGCCAUGUGAAGAAAACCAAGAAACGGAUGCAACAAAUCAGCGAGCCCUCGAGGGUGUUUUUGUCAUCGAACAUUCCAGUUGGACACCAGAUGAUGUGGGAAUAGUUUUGCAAUAACUGCUCUGUUGGUAAUUCUGGCCAGAUGUCACUCAACUGUAAAAGGAAAACAAUCAUGCCAUUGUCUUUUUUUUUUUUUGGUUAAAUUUAAUUAAUGUAAUCCCUUCCUCAGUUUGUCCUCAUGUUUGUAGCAUUCAUUUACAUGUAUAUUAUCUUAUUUUCACAUUGUUUAUAGAAGCCAUUACUUAGUAACUGAAUUUGUUGCAUCAAACCCUUAUUUUAAGUGAUUUUUUUUAAAGAAUUGGUGUAAAAAUUGAAUGUUAUCUUUUGUAAAACCUUUUUUCAAAUGGAUCACAAUAAAAGUCUGAAACCUUC